AGAAAAUAAACUUAGGAGUGUAAGCACAUAAAUAUUUGUAUUGCGAUCUAAGGAAUAUGGAUGAAGAUUGUUGUAGGAUAAAUUUAAUGAAUACGUUGAAUUGUGGUGCCAUGAUGGCUGCCAUGGAGAUGGAUGCUGAAUUCGAAAAAAAGGAGCAUAAGAAGGCGAGAUAUUGGGUGAGUCCAUACCUUAAGGAACGAAACGACAGGGGAAGAUUCGUGUCCGAUUUCGAAGCCUUGCGCAACUCACCAAAUUUAUUCGUUGAAAACUUUCGCAUGCCACCACAAGUUUUUGAUGAACUUUGUGAGAUGGUGGAGCCACACCUACUUCCGAAACGCAACAGCAGGCCAAAAGAUUUUAUUCCAAUUAAAGCCAAAUUGGCAGUGUGUCUUUUAUAA
Molecule: messenger RNA, 398 nt
Organism: Bactrocera tryoni
Lineage: Eukaryota; Metazoa; Arthropoda; Insecta; Diptera; Tephritidae
Exons: 3
Coding region: 57-398 (113 amino acids)
Source: RefSeq, a predicted model, not a curated record